Molecule: messenger RNA, 1793 nt
Organism: Carassius auratus (goldfish)
Lineage: Eukaryota; Metazoa; Chordata; Actinopteri; Cypriniformes; Cyprinidae
Exons: 4
Coding region: 193-858 (221 amino acids)
Source: RefSeq, a predicted model, not a curated record
UGCAAUGCUCUAAAACAUAAAUGCCCUGCUGACAGGAAGUCUGCAAAAAAUGUAAAAAAGGCAAAAAGGGCAGAGGUCAAUUAUCUGCCACCCUACCCAGCUGGUGAAAAUGAGCAGAGCUUGGAGAAAGUAAGGGAAGAGCUGGUCACAGAGUCAAAAAAGAAGAACAACGAAAAUGUAGUCAAAGACCAAAUGAGCAAAACAUUUGCCCUCAGACGACAUGAAAUCAUCAAUCUGUGUCCAACUGUUCGAGCCAUGAAGGACCGCUGGCCUGCCCUGUUUGACCCUUCUCAAAUCAAUGCAGAAUUUCAAAGAACAACUACUGUACUUCUGGAACCGAAAUUUAUGUCUGCGUUAGACCGUCACACUCCCAAGCUACUGAUGCUAUUUCGUGCCAAAGGUGGAGCACUUGGAAGAAGACUGGAGAUCAUAAUGGAACUGCUGCAGGACUCAGUGCACUCUUCGAUUGAGAGGACCAGAGAGGUUGUUCUCCGGUGUCUUAUAGAAUACCUUGGAGAACAAGGGGGACAUCUCAUCAAAGAAUUCAACGACAAGGAGAACUUGGAGGAACUUGAACAGCUCAUAAUGGCCAUUACUGUGACACCAAAGCCUGGAGCUUCUACAAGCAACAGCCCAAAAAACAUUGGGAUCGUCAUAGAGGGCGUGGAAGUCAUCACAGGACUUGGAGAUAUUGCAAGGGCUUGCUCUCUCCUCCUUGGCUUGACCUACGCGCUGAAUCUUGAUUAUCCCACACAGCUAAAGUACACCUUUGAGGUCUUCCAAAAACUUUUCUUGGAACUGGAUGAUUCAAAGCUUUCAAGCAAAGUCCAGUCUCUCAAGAGCAAACUUCAGGCUUGAAAUGAGACUGUAUUGCUGUGCAGACUUUUGUGCUACACAAUGUUUAAAAGUGCUAUGUUUGUAAGUUUGCACUGAUUUGUCCCACGAAUGUCGUGACAUUUCAAUUGAUGUAAGUUCAAAGUACAAAUGUAUUUUAUUCUGUUCAAUUUGCACUUUUAUUAUUUAUGUUUUGGCACAUGCCAUUAUGGAGUAUUCUCCUUUUAAGAUCUUCAUUGCUCUUCUUUUUCUUUUCUUUUUUUAUAGUUUGAAGUCAGCAUUUUGGCCUUUUUCAAAUUUCUGGUUUCUAAUGCAUGAGCAAACUUCUGGCUUGAAAAUGAGACCGUAGUUGGAGAGUACAUGUUUUGCUACACAAUUUAGCAAAAAUUUGAAAGUCCUAUGUUUGAAAGUUAGCACUGAUUUGGACUCUUAUCCCAUGAAUGUCAGCGAGAUUUCUAUUUCAAGGUACAAAAUGUUUUUUUUUACUUCGUACAAAUUUCAAUUUUCUGCUUUUGUUUUGGUACAUACACGUCUGGAGGAUUUUUCUUUAAGAUCAAUAUUGAUUCAAUUUAGUGGCUAAGUGAGGUCAUAAAGCAUGCAAACUGGUUUAUGGACACAUCACCAUUCUGUGUCAUUUAUUUUUGUUUUUACAAAAUAGUUUAAAGUCAGCAUUCUCUCCUUUUUCAAAUGUCUGGUUUGAAAUGUAACUGUGGUUGCAGUGUUCAAUGGUGUACUGCAAUGUGUUUAAAGCACAGAAGUGAAUUAUUAAUAAAUUCUUGAGUAUUUAAAAUCUGUACUUUCUUGGCCAUAUUUAUAAGAAAGGAAUAUUUAGAUUUAAUUAAUUGCAUUGAUUAAAUUCAAAUCAGUGUGCAGAUUAAUGUAGAUGAUGAUUACUCAAUUAUGAUAUGUAGAAUCUAAUUAAUUCUUAUUAGUACUAUUUACACAUUAGGGAGUUUAUC